This is a messenger RNA of Aplysia californica (California sea hare), 1415 nucleotides long. RefSeq names its product myb-like protein H. Lineage: Eukaryota; Metazoa; Mollusca; Gastropoda; Aplysiida; Aplysiidae. The record is from RefSeq and is a predicted model, not a curated record. Gene Ontology annotation, biological process: microtubule-based movement. Gene Ontology annotation, molecular function: ATP binding; microtubule motor activity; microtubule binding.
AGACCUCAGGAAUCCGAGACAUCAUGAGUUCGAUACCCCAGAGGAAGCGAGCCCGUCCCAAACCACCAGCCACAGGGCCGGGGAAGAACGACAACAUCAACAACAACAGCAACAACAGCAACAAUAAAUACAACACUCACGACAGUAAAUACAACACUCACGACAGUAAUCCCGUGACUAGCCCUUCCGGAGACUCUAGAAACACUGACGUCACAGACGAGGACGUCGGCGUGGGGUCACAAGUGAACUCUGCCCAAAGUUCAAAGGUCAGUUACGAGGAGAGUUCAGCAGUAGAACCCAGCGCAAAGACUAGCAGCAAGAACAGCGGGAGAGGAGGAGGAGGAGGUGAAUGUUCUGAAGAGGAUUAUUCUUCUCCUAAACCAAACGGAGCAACAGGCAGAGGCGGUCCUUACGACCAGAGCGCUCCCAGAAAGAGCGGCGGUCUGAAGAAAGUCUCCUCCCAGCCAGUCAUCAACCACUUUUCUCCGUCGGCGUCAGCGUCCGCGGCCUCAGCAGACGAGAACGUGACCGGAAGUGACGGAGACUUGACCCUGAGCAAACGACAGAACAAGCCGUCCAGACCCAAGACCUCAAAACUCACGUCCCGCAAAGACGUCUCGAAAUCUCUCAACCUAGACUCCUCCUCGCCGCAGAAUUCAAACGGAGCAGUGAAAAAACAGAACGGCAACAGCAGUAGCAGAAGCAGCAGCAACGGCAGCAGUAGUGGUGGUAGUAGCAACAACAACAGCAACAACAACAACAACAACAACAACAACAACGUGAGCAGACUGUCGUUGCCUAGCGACGGGCUUGCGGCGUCGCCUCGAGAGCUUAGCGACGGUAGCGAGGUCGGGGAUAAGAAGGUUUCGUUCCGGGACGAGAGGCUCGAGUCGUACGCCGACGACCUGCCCGCCGAGGCUCCUCCUACAUCAGGAGAUCCCAACAUGGCCGUCCACUCGGACAGGCAAAACGCUCUCGAGCCGCUUCAAACGGAGCGGUGGGAGAAUGUGAACGUUCACGUCCACGAGCCACCCAACACGGAACGGCGAGACCGACAAAACGCUUUGGAGCCUUCCCCAACGGAACGUGGCUCGGUGACCUCUCGAGAGAGGGUCAACUCUUUCGGGAAAAAACGUGACGUCUCGAACGCUUCUCUGGAUAAAUUAUCCGCCAUAAGCCGCGAGCAGCCGUUGGUCAACAGAUGGACGGAUAGUCCGAGGUCCGGGGACGCUUCCGGUCCGUGGAGGAAAGUGUCCAAUGAGAACAGUCUGAUCAAGUCCGCGCGGGAAACACGUGACGCGGAUUUGGCCAAUGAGGGCGCACCUCCAGACAGAUAUGGGAGUCCGAGGGAUGACUUUGAUUUCGAUCCCAGCGGAAGGAAGUUUACCAAGAAAGUCGGGAAGCACAACUUUGGG